CUAAAAUAAGCUUAGCCGAACAUCCCAAUAUGCCUUUUGGGCGAACUUGUGUGAAAAGUCGGAAAAUGGAACGAGCUCCCAGUUUUGAAUUGAGGGACAAAAGCAAUAGUCCAACUCUGACCAAACUCAAAAUCCCCAAAUGGCAGCUAUAGAUCAGAAAUUCGCAGGAUAAUUCGUCUUCGUCUUCCUCCUUCGGCAAUCAAAAAUGGAUCCGGAGCAGACCUUUAUACGGGUGCAGGAGCGCUUUUCUGAGAUGCUCACCCCCAAAAUCAGAGCUAAGCUGGAAUACUUUUUCCUCUUAUUGGCCAUUACCCUCUUCUGUAUCCUCGUUGUUAUGCACGCCAAUUAUGUUCAGCAGCCUGGUUGUUCCAGUGAGUUCUCUAGUGCCCAAAUGUCUGAUGCCCAGCUUAUUCAGAUUAAGAUCACCAGCGCUGGAUUGUGGUCGCAUAAUGAGCCCAUCAAUGGGGAGAUAGACGCCCAUAAUAAAGAAACUGGCGCUGAAAGUGAAGAACCCACCAAUGCAGAUGGCGAAGGUUCACCCCAUUUGGUCGCAGAUUCGUGGUUGAGCUGGAUAAGCUCUGAUGCAAAGAUAGUUAAAUCUCGACUACAAUUUUGGAAGACUGACAGUGAUGUUUUAGAAUCCCAAAGAGAAAUUUCUAUCAGCAGUGAAAGGUUUAAGCCAGCAUCUGAUGAUGUGAUAAUGAAAGUCAGUAAAGAUGUGCCUCACAGUAGGUUUUUCGUUUCACCAAAAGAAUCUCUUAGGGCGGCUAUAUUUCAUAUUGGUAGAAAGUGGCAUGGCCGUUUGUCUUUCUUUCUGAGAUUAGCAAGGCGAAUUCUUGGAGGUUUAUGGGACAUUGCUGGUAUUAAUUUGAAUUUUGAUAUUCCCAAGUGGCUAAAGAUCUUACAUUUGGAUAGGUUCAAUUCCUAUGCAGUGCAGUGGCUAGAGAAGAGAAGCAAGGCAUUUGAACCAGCUUAUUUGUAUACCAUGGAAAAGGGUUAUUUUUUGUUGCCUGAAGAAGCCAGAUCAAUGCAUGGAAUCCGUACAAUUAAUAUCAGUAUUUCAGCUCGGCAUAAUUGCUUUGGCAACCGGUGGCAGCAGUUGUUGAUAAACAGGGUUGUAGGAUAUGACACUAUUUUGAUGAAUAGUUUAUUGAAUUCACCUGGCCAAGGUUACCUUUAUAAUUACCAAACAAAGGAGUUCUAUAACCUUACCUAUGCUCACGAGCAGCCUGAAAGUUCUGCAAAGUUCGGAGACUAUCUUGUGACCAAGUGCGGCGUAUUAAUGAUGUCACUGUUUGUUUUCUUCACAACCACAAUGUCAGUUUCAUUUACAUUGAGAGAGACGCAAACACGUAUGCUGAAGUUUACAGUCCAGCUCCAGCAUCAUGCUCGACACAGGCUUCCAACCUUUCAACUGAUUUUUGUGCAUGUAAUUGAAUCGCUUGUUUUUGUACCGAUAAUGAUUGGAAUACUAUUUUUUCUAUUUGAGUUUUAUGAUGAUCAGCUUUUGGCUUUUAUGGUCUUGAUUCUUGUCUGGAUUUGUGAACUCUUCACGCUUAUCAGUGUCCGUACACCAAUAUCAAUGAAGUUCUUUCCUCGCUUCUUUUUGCUCUACUUUUUAGUGUUUCACAUAUACUUUUUCUCCUAUACAUAUGGGUUUUCUUAUUUAGCUCUCUCAACUUCUGCAGCGUUUAUGCAACACCUUGUCCUCUAUUUCUGGAAUAGAUUUGAGGUUCCUGCGUUGCAGAGAUUCAUGCAAAAUCGUCGGUCACAUUUUCAGCAGCAUCCAGAUUUUCAUAUCACAUCCUCUACUAUUCUGGCGUCAACAUUACGGAUCACAAGAUUAAACACAAGGAACUCUGGAGCUGUAAACGCAGAUAUGGCAUCUGGACCAGGACCAGGACCAGGACCAGGACCAGUACCAGUACCUGCACCUCGAGGUGGAGGAACACCAAGAAAUGCUGGGGCUGGUCCUGAGGAACAGCCCACUAAUAGGUUAGGCGAUCCUCUGAAUAUUGAUGAGCAACCUGUCCUUCGUCAGCCAGAGGGCGGAGGGAAUCCUGGGGCCAUGAGUUCGUUUAGUUCGCUAUUGUUGUGGAUCCUUGGGGGAGCUUCAUCAGAGAGCCUUAACUCUUUCCUGUCCAUAUUUCGAGACUUCAGAGAUCAAGGUCAGGUUUAUACAGAACCUCCACAGCGAGAAAAUCGUGCAGCACAGAACAAUGAAUGAGGAAUCCCUGGAUAUCUGCUUUGCUCUUUACUUACUAAUACUGCUACAGCCGCAGUUUGUAUGAUACUGUGAAAGAGAGGAUUAACAUUGACAUAUCGAGCCAAAUUCGAUGAGAGGGCAAUGUACCUAAUACAAAUGUUGUUAUACUGUAAUACCAUGUACAUAAGAAGUUACCAAGCUUUCAGAAUUUCAAGUAAAGAAGUCAGCUUCUAUGAGCAAA
This is a messenger RNA of Salvia miltiorrhiza (redroot sage), 2447 nucleotides long. RefSeq names its product membralin-like protein At1g60995. The transcript has 14 exons. The record is from RefSeq and is a predicted model, not a curated record. NCBI's taxonomy places the organism in Eukaryota, Viridiplantae, Streptophyta, Magnoliopsida, Lamiales, Lamiaceae. The coding region runs from base 206 to 2227 and encodes 673 amino acids. Gene Ontology annotation, biological process: positive regulation of ERAD pathway; response to endoplasmic reticulum stress. Gene Ontology annotation, cellular component: endoplasmic reticulum.